This is a messenger RNA of Psylliodes chrysocephalus, 1296 nucleotides long. The record is from the annotation of a GenBank genome assembly. NCBI's taxonomy places the organism in Eukaryota, Metazoa, Arthropoda, Insecta, Coleoptera, Chrysomelidae.
AUGAAGUCAACCACAGCUGAAGCUAUCACGGACACAUUAUUUCAGGAACUAACAAACAUGGGGCUGAGCCUGGAAAAACUUCGAGGUCAAGGUUAUGAUGGGACUGCGAAUAUGUCUGGAGCUUUUAAAGGCGUUCAAGCACUGAUCCGAAAAGAGCAACCGUUGGCCUUAUACAGAUACACACAUUGUUUCAAGCAUUCCCUUAAUUUAGCUGUUUGCAAAUCAUGCGAUUUAAGCGCAAUAAACAUUUCUAUGGGAAUUGUAGGAAGUGUUUCUACAUUUUUAAGUGGUUCUGCAAAACGCGUUAAUAUGUUGAAUGAAAUAAUCGACGAACAAGAAGCAAUCUCAGAAACUAAUAGAAGAAAACUAAAACCACUCUCCCUACAACAAUUAGAAAACGACAAAGACACUGAAACUUCACGAAAUGCAAUGUGCUAUAGUUCUUACAUAAAAAGAAGCGAUUUUCUGGUUUCCCUGUGGGUUAAUGCUUAUUUGUUUGAAUAUUCAGUCACCUUAAGCACUGUCCUUCAAAGUAGGAAUUUGGAUAUUUCAGCAGCUAUGGAGAAUGUUAAAACUCUAAUAAGCACAUUUAAGGACUUACGAUCUAAAUCCGAAGAAAUAUUCAACAAAAUAUUUUAUGACCUCGAAAACUUUUCAGAACGUCUUGGGAUAGAAAUUAAAAUUCCUAGAUUAUGUGGAAAACAAACUCAAAGAAGUAAUGUGGAAACAUCCACUAUGAAUGAAUAUUUUGGUAGGUCUAUAUUUAUUCCAUUUCUGGACCAUUUAAUAGAAGAGCUACAAUCAAGGUUUUGCGAUAGAUUGGCAGAAGUUAUUCCAUUAGAAGGAUUAAUUGCUGCAAAAUUUUCAAAAUAUCAUGUAGACGAAAUUGUUAAAGCAGCUAUGUUCUAUGAAUCCGACAUAAACGUUAGUGAGAAUCAGCUUAGGGCUGAAAUAAUGAUGUGGCAUAGAAGAUGGAAAGACGAAACAACUAUUAUUCGUCCUUGUACAGCAGUGGAAGCAUUAAUGUACUGCACCGAUUUUUUUCCGCUAAUCAGGAUCCUUUUAAUCAUCUUUGCCACACUUCCUGUCACAACUGCAACACCUGAGAGGAGUUUCUCAACAAGCAAACGCCUUAAAACGUAUCUACGUUCAACUAUGUUGCAGGAAAGAUUUAGUGGCUUGGCAUUGUUGAAUGUUCAUAAAGAAAUUGACAUUGAUCAUGACAAAAUCAUUAAUAAAUUUGUGUUGAUGAAGCCAAGGCGUAUGCAGCUAAAAGACUGGUCAGCAACUGACUAA